AAAAAAUAGGAGAGGAAUGACAGACUAAAUAAAAAUAAUUUUUAAAUAUAUCUAAUUCUAUAGAUGAAGAUUUCCAAUCGACCUCACAGUCGCAGCAGGAAAUUGAGACUUCUACUGAGUCAUUUAGGUGUAGUUCAAUGCUGGAAAUGAAUGGGGAUGAUUUCGUGAAUAGUUCUGAUAUUUUUAAUAUUAAGAAUUAUUUCUACCAUACUCCAAAAAAGACACAUAGGAAAUGUUCUUUAUGCCAGAAGAUGUAUCGAGUUAGUACGGCGACAAAAUAUCCAGGCUGUGAUAGAGUUGGGAAAGAAUAUUUUUGGGGAAGAGAAUUUUUGCUUAAAUAGUGACGAAUGCGAUUUUUUAAGGCAACUAGAAUUAUUUUUAUACCCAUUUUAUAAAAUAACAUGUGAAAUAUCAUCUGAAAAAUCCCCUACAAUAGGGGGCAAUUCUCUACAUCGACAAAAUUUAUAGGGAGUUAGAUAGGCAUGCUGCCUAUCACUCUAAUGAGGCUAUUAAAAUGGCUUCCAAGAUAAUGUUAAAAAAAUGCGCCAUAUAUACAUCCCUCAUGACAAAAUUUGAAAACUACGUAGGUAGUUUUCUUGACCCAAAAAUCAAGAAAAUCUUUAUCCCUAGUUUUAUGAAUUCAUCCGGAUAUUAUGAAAGAUUUAAAGACUUAUUUAAUAAUUAUCAAGCUUCAUCCAGUCAAGAAUAUGAUUAUGAGGAUCCCGACUCUACUAUGAUGUCGGUAAAUAUAUUGAAUGAGUUGAGAAGAGAUGCUUGUGUUAAGCAAAAUCCGGCUUUAGACGAGAUUGAGGAUUAUUUGGCGGAUCCUGUGGCUAAGACAACAGUGGAUGUUCUUGGUUGGUGGUCUGGAAAUUCCAAGAGAUUCCCUAGGUUGUCGAAUAUGAGAUUAUUUAGGGCAACAAACAACAUCGGUUGCGAGUGAAAGAUUGUUUUCAAGGGCUGCCGAUAUUUAUACCAACAAAAGAAACAGAAUGUCAUCGUCAACUCUGAAAGAAUGUCUUUCAUUAAAUUCAUGGGACAUUAAUAUUUUAAAUUUAAAGGAAGAUUUAUGGAAAUAAUUUUUU
Gordionus sp. m RMFG-2023 is the source of this 1085-nucleotide messenger RNA. RefSeq lists its product as uncharacterized. The transcript is spliced from 4 exons. The record is from RefSeq and is a predicted model, not a curated record. The coding region runs from base 515 to 943 and encodes 142 amino acids. NCBI's taxonomy places the organism in Eukaryota, Metazoa, Nematomorpha, Gordioida, Chordodea, Parachordodidae. Gene Ontology annotation, molecular function: protein dimerization activity.